AGGGUGAUGGUAAUGAAAGGUGUAUUUAAGUAAAAUAUUAUUAUGGGAUGGAUAUUUGGAGUGAGUGGGUGUGGUGUUCCGGAGAAGUUGGAAUGGCAGCGGUGAGUGUGAGUCCUUGUGCUACUGUGCUUGGGAUUCGGAAGAAGCGAAUGAGAGUUAAUGCCCUGUUUGGCGAUUGGGGAAUUAGGAAAAAGCAAGAAUUGAGGUUGAGUGUGUGGGAUGAUAAAGAGGUAAGUGUGUCGGUUGUGUCUUCCAUCUCAGACAUUCCAUCGAGCGAAUGGGACGCCUGUGCUGUGGAUGCCACCGGCGCUGACAAGUUGAAUCCUUUCCUUUGCCAUGCCUUCUUGUCAACCUUAGAGCACUCUGCUUCCGCCGUCAGGGAAACUGGAUGGACUCCACACCACAUCGUUGCCAGAGAUCAACCCAACAACAACAUCCUAGCCGUUGUCCCUCUCUACCUUAAAACCCAUUCCUACGGUGAAUUUGUCUUCGAUCAUUCUUGGGCUAAUGCCUAUCAUUCCUAUGGCUACAGAUAUUACCCCAAGCUACAAUCUUGUGUCCCCUUCACGCCUGUCACCGGUCCAAGGAUCUUACUUCGCAACACCCCUUUCAAAGAUCAAAUCUUUGACGCUAUUGUCUCUUCAAUGAAGGAUCUCACUCUCACCUCCCACCUUUCGUCGCUACAUGUCACUUUUCCCUCUGAAAAUGAAUUCCAAAAACUCACUCAAAAAGGCUUCCUUCCCAGAAUUGGAAUGCAGUAUCACUGGAAAAACCGUAACUACAAAAAUUUUGAUGACUUCUUGAUGGACAUGAAGCAGAGUAAAAGAAAAAAUAUACGUCAAGAGCGCAAAAAGAUCCCAGCCCAGAACUUGAUUAUGAAACGGCUCCGUGGUUAUGAAAUAAAGGCUAGGCACUGGGAUUCCUUCUACACUUUUUACAGGAACACAACUGAUAACAAAUGGGGUACUCCUCACCUGACAAGGGAAUUUUUUCAUGAGAUGGGAUCAAAAAUGGGAGAUAACGUGCUACUUGUUGUGGCUGAAGAAGGGGAUGAACUAGUUGCUGGAGCCCUAAACCUUAUUGGAGGAGAUACUUUAUUUGGGCGACUAUGGGGUUGUCAACCACGAACUUACUUCCCAAGUCUGCAUUUUGAAGCAUGUUAUUACCAGGCAAUUGAAGCAGCUAUAGAACUGAAUCUUAAAACAGUAGAGGCGGGAGCUCAGGGUGAACACAAGAUUCAACGUGGAUAUCUUCCUGUGACAACUUUUAGCUGUCAUUACCUUGUUGAUGAAGAAUUUAGGGAAGCUAUACAAGAAUUUUUAAUACGUGAAGCUUCCCAGGUGAAGCUUGUUAUGAAACUCUUGCAAGAUUCCGGUCCUUUUAAGGAAGGUAUCCUGUAGAAAGUAAAUCUAUGGGCAGUGUUUGUAAAUACGCAUAUGAUUUGAGUAUAAGAAUAUAUAUGUACAGUUGAAGUAGUGAAUUGCUACAAAGUUGGAGAGUAAUUCCCUUUCCCUAGUAGUGGUUGAUAUAUAUUUAUGAUUUAGUUGUUUAAGUCACUUUUAGUAAAAUGGGCAUUUCUUGAGAAUA
Messenger RNA from Cajanus cajan (pigeon pea), 1587 nucleotides. Its product is annotated as acyl-CoA. NCBI's taxonomy places the organism in Eukaryota, Viridiplantae, Streptophyta, Magnoliopsida, Fabales, Fabaceae. The record is from RefSeq and is a predicted model, not a curated record.